CCAUAAACACGCCGCUGUCACAGUAAACGUUGAGCUCACUGCGCCCUCUACCGGUUACACGACCGCUAUUCGCCGCGGCGAUCAGCUGUGAAUCUGCGGCUGCUGCUGCUGCUGGUGGUUGAUACGUCCACUGUAACUUCAAAAUGCAGGCUCACGAGAUCCGAGAGCAGAAAACCAACAUGGUUGAGUGAGGAUGAGACUACCUAGCUCUGUCCUUGUGUCGGUCUCUUUGUUUACGGCCGAGACGACGGCUGCUCUGUAUCUGAGCAGCACUUAUCGCUCCGCUGGUGAUCAGAUUUGGCAGUGCUUCACGCUCCUCUUCACGCUUGUGCCAUCCGUGCUGGUGCAGCUCACACUGAUCUUUAUUCACAGAGACCUGAGCAGAGACAGACCUCUAGUGCUACUGCUUCAUAUACUACAACUAGGACCGAUAAUAAGGUGCUUGGAUGCCUUCUGUAUCUAUGGCAGUGCCGGAAAGGUGGAGGAGCCAUAUGUCACCAUCACCCGUAAGAAGCAGAUGCCCCGGGAAGGGCAGACCGAGGAGGUGGAGCAGGAAGUGGGCCAGGCAGAGGGGAAGUUAGUCACCCACAGGGCCGCUUUUGCCAGGACAUCGGUCGUACAGGCCUUCCUGGGCUCUGCACCCCAGCUCACACUGCAACUCUACAUCUGUGUGCUGCAGAAAGGGGUGUCCAUCGGUAGAGGUACACUGAUGGUAAUUUCCCUUCUCUCGAUUGUAUACGGAGCCCUACGCUGCAACAUUCUGGCCAUAAAGAUACGCUAUGAUGAUUACGAAGUCUCCGUGCGUCCGUUGGCAUACCUGUGCGUGUUCCUGUGGCGAGGGUUCGAGAUCGCAACACGCGUGGCAGUUCUGGUCCUCUUCAGCUCUGUGUUGAAGGUGUGGGUGCUUCCGGUGGUGUCGGCCAACUUCGUCCUGUUCUUUCUGCACCCGUGGGUUCUCUUCUGGAGCAGCCGCUCUCCUUUCCCGGAGAACAUUGAGAAGACGUUGACCCGUGUCGGAACCACUAUUGUCCUUUGCAUGUUGACCUUCUUGUACGCCGGCAUCAACGUGUUCUGCUGGUCUGCCGUUCAGCUUAGAUUGGACGACCCUGAUCUGAUCGAUAAGGGUCAGGCGUGGAGGCGCCUCGCUGUGUAUUAUUCCCUCCGUUUUGUCGAGAACACGGGGCUGACUUUGAUGUGGUACAUCCACCAGACUGAGUUCUACCAAUGGGUGGACGCUCCCGUGUUAGAACUGUCGCUGUUGUUGGGUUAUGCCAUAGCUGUUUUCUUUAUGUUGCUCUUUUACCAGUUUUGCCACCCUUGCAGGCAACUCUUCUCAUCCAGUCCAGCCCAAGGCUUUUGGGAAUGCUGUGGAUCCCUCUGCAUGCUUCGUGGGACACUUUCACAGCCGAGCUCCAUGAGGACCAAGCCACCAGGGAAAGACACUGGAGACGAUCCACCCUGCGUUACCAAAGGGGACAUUGGACAGAGUUUGUGCGGCGCUGUGUGAGCAAAGCACAUCUUAAAGAAAUAGUUCAACUAAAAAUGACAAGUCUGUCAUCAUUUACUCACCUUCAUGUCAUGCCAAACCUCCAUUGACUUUUAAUAGCACAAACAAAGGCAGUUGUUUUACAUAACUGUGUAAUAACAUUCCACGGAAGGUAUAAAGUCAUUUGGAACCAUUUGGAACACGAGGGUGAGUAAAUAAUGACAGAAUUUUCUUUUGGAAGUGAACUAUCCCUAUAAAAACAAUGUACGAAGUGCCCUUUAAGGAUCAAAAGGGAGAAAUAAAAUUAAAAUGUUGGAUUUCUGCCUUAGUGGUGGAAUGUAAAAGUCAACGUUUGUUGUACUUUGAGAUGAAUAUACUUUUUCUUGUUUGGUUUACAAGGCAAAUGAGCCAGCAUGUUCCACUGAAGUGCAUGUGAAAAUCCCUACCAAGAUGAAACCGCUGCUUUUGUCAUGUGAUGCGGGAGCACUCUGUCCCUCGUUCGGUGUUGGUUUGAUUAAUGUUAUAGCUGUCUCUGUGUAUGGAUUAUUUAAAGCAGAUUUAUUGAAACGAUUGUAUUUAAGCUGUUGAUUUUUCCAUCACCUUGGGGGUAUUGAAAAAUGUUUGACAACCUCUCAGGUUCAUUAUUAAUACUUUCUUCUAGUUUAUCUUACUACUCUACUCAUACUGUGUGUAAGACUGUGAAAUUAGUCCUGAUUUGUCAAAUGACAGUGUCCUACCAUAUAAUAACACAUGGCCUAAAUUCAAGCAAUUGCCUGAAAUUUAAGGACUAAUGGAUAGAGAGAAUGACAGUUGGGUUGCUAGGACCUUCAUAAUCCUGCAAAGAAUAAUUUAAUCGAUUGUUUUUUCUUUCCUUUGUUUGCACUCCUAUUUUGCACUUGUCUCAUCUGGAGGCCUCUUUUGCACAUUAUUCUGAUUUUUCAUACAAAAAGUUAAAAAAUUUAUUUAUUUUCAUUGAAGGCAGUAGAUGAUUGUAUCUUAACUUUACUGCCCCCUUGUGGGGAGUUUUGCAAGACUUUGUGAUUGGGUCACAUCUGGAAACUCCCUCAAAAUAUGUCCUUCAGCACACUGUAUAGAGCACAUCACUGCUUUUGAUAUGUGCAACUGUCAGCUAAACCCAUAAUAAAAAAUAAAAUAAAUAAAGGAGAAUGUUAUAUUGUACAU
Messenger RNA from Onychostoma macrolepis, 2668 nucleotides. RefSeq names its product X-linked Kx blood group (McLeod syndrome) (gene xk). The coding region runs from base 194 to 1507 and encodes 437 amino acids. The transcript is spliced from 3 exons. The record is from RefSeq and is a predicted model, not a curated record. NCBI's taxonomy places the organism in Eukaryota, Metazoa, Chordata, Actinopteri, Cypriniformes, Cyprinidae. Gene Ontology annotation, cellular component: membrane.